AUGUGGACGAAGUUGGUCCUUGCCAGCAUUGCUGCGCUUUGCGGCGCCCAGUCAACAUUCUCACCACUGCGUCCACCAUCAUUGCCUCUCGCCGUGCGAAGCCCUUACAUGAGCACAUGGCAACAGGCGGGCAGCAAUGGAGGCAACGGGGGAUAUCUUGCUGGGCAAUGGCCUACCUUUUGGGCUGGUCAAAUUACAGGUUGGACGGGAUACAUCAGAGUCGACAACAUUACCUACACCUGGAUGGGUGCACCCAACGUGACUGGCCAGACCAAUUACUACGUUGUUCAGACCGGAUAUGAAUACACGCCAACCUCCAGUAUCUUCACUCUCGAUGUUGCAGGCCAAGUGGAGUUGACUGCAACGUUCUUGAGCCCAGUCCUUCCAGAAUCGCUCUUGCAGAUGUCUCUGCCAUACUCAUACUUGACCACAUCCGUACGAAGCUUGGACGGCAGACGACACAAUGUUCAACUCUAUACCGAUAUCAGUGCAGAAUGGGUUUCAGGAGUUCGUGACUCUGUUGCACAGUGGAGUUAUGGCACUUCGGAUUCGAACGUACAACCAAAUGCGGUAGAGGCUGUUCAAGAGGCAGCCGCACCAGCACCUGGCCCUCUCACCACGUACGCCACACAUACCCAGUAUCAACUGAAAGGAGCACCCACCCACACUGGCGCGAUGGUCCAUGCUUCCAGUCAAGGAGUUCGUCCCAGCGGUGUUGCUGAGCCUCCGCUCAACGCAACAACACACACCAAUGCCGAAGCAAUGGUGAACGCAAGAGCCGGUGGUGUGGCGUAUCACAGAGUCUGGCGCCAAACGCAGCUUGAGUUCACCGACUUGGGAACCGAGCAGGCCGAAUGGGGUUACUGGUACUACGCAACCGACAACACGAGGAACCUCACCCAUCAGCAGGGGUCUGAUAUUUCUGUGCGCACUCAAUUCAUCCGAGACGGCUUCUUGGCCAAUACCCAGGACACCAACUACCGACCGAUCAACCAGAACUACCCUGUCUUCGGCUUUGCCCACAAUAUGGGCGUCAUUGGCAAGAACGGGCAGAAGAAUCAUACGUUCCAGCUCAGUCUGCAUCAGCAGAACUGCAUCUUGUUUGAGGAGGCAGCUGGAAAUACGUCGGUGCCUUGUCUCUGGACGAGCUACUUCAACCAGGAGACGGACGCCGUGGAGUACUUCUACAAUCAGUACUCGAACAUCUCGGCGGCGUCAGAAGCUUUCGACAGCAAGGUCGAGGCAGACUCGAAGGCGUCUGGAGGUGACGACUACUAUGCUCUUACGGCCUUGGCUACUCGUCAAGCUUUCGGCGCCUUGGAGUACACCAACAAGCCAAGCCAGCCGUGGAUCUUCUUGAAGGAGAUUUCGUCCGAUGGAGACAUUCAAACUGUCGAUGUCAUUUUCCCAUUCUUCCCGAUUAUAAUUUACACUAACCCGAAGCUUCUGAAGUACCUGCUGGAUCCGCUGUUCAUCAACCAGGAAGCUGGCUACUGGCCGUAUGCUUUCUCCAUUCACGACUUGGGCCACUUCCCCAACGCCACGGGCUACAACAACCUGCAAGUAAACGUCGAACAACAACCUGUGGAAGAAUGCGGCAACAUGCUCAUCAUGGCCCUCGCCUACGCUCAGCGAACCGGCGACAAUGCUUACCUCGCCCAGCACUACAGCAUCCUCCGCCAAUGGAACGAAUACCUCGUCAACGACUCCCUUAUCCCAGAAAGCCAGCUCAGCACGGACGACUUCCUCGGCGCCGUCCAAAACGACACCAACCUCGCCCUGAAGGGCAUCGUCGGCAUCGAAGCCAUGGCCCAAAUCGCCAACCGCACCGGCCACACCACCGACGGCGUCAACUACACCGGCAUCGCCCACAGCUACAUCAAGAAAUGGCAGAACUACGGCGUCAACUUCCAAGCCACCCCACCGCAUUCCGAGACGCAGUACGGCAACACCACGACCUACAGCCUGCUCUACAACCUCUACGGCGACGCCCUGCUCGGCCUCCAGCUCGUCCCCAAGCGCAUCUACAACAUCCAAUCCAACUUCUACCCGACCGUCUUCCAGCGCUACGGCGUGCCUCUUCGAUCAAGUUUCACGGCCACCAAAGCCGACUGGGAACUCUGGUGCGCGGCCAUCGCAUCGGCGAGCACAAAGAACCAGUUCAUCAGUAUCAUUACGACGUAUUUGGACCAGACUCCGUCACAAUAUCCCUUUUCGGAUUUGUAUGAUACGGGCACCGGGGAGCAGUAUUUCAGUGGGGCGAGUUUCGUCAAUAGGCCUGUGGUUGGGGGCAUCUUUGCGCCUUUGGCGUUGGAGGGCGCGCCGACGAGUGGGACUGUGACGCCGAUUAGUUUGGCCAAGGCGCCGUCGAAGGAGUGA
Zasmidium cellare ATCC 36951 is the source of this 2379-nucleotide messenger RNA. RefSeq lists its product as uncharacterized. Gene Ontology annotation, biological process: carbohydrate metabolic process. Bases 1 to 2379 code for a protein of 792 amino acids. The transcript is spliced from 4 exons. NCBI's taxonomy places the organism in Eukaryota, Fungi, Ascomycota, Dothideomycetes, Mycosphaerellales, Mycosphaerellaceae. The record is from RefSeq and is a predicted model, not a curated record.